This is a messenger RNA of Dendronephthya gigantea, 1289 nucleotides long. RefSeq names its product arginine/serine-rich protein 1-like. The transcript has 6 exons. The coding region runs from base 127 to 996 and encodes 289 amino acids. NCBI's taxonomy places the organism in Eukaryota, Metazoa, Cnidaria, Anthozoa, Malacalcyonacea, Nephtheidae. The record is from RefSeq and is a predicted model, not a curated record.
AAUAUAUUAUAUAUCAACACCUCGAAGAAAUUUGCGUUAGACCUCAUAUAGGGUUACCUCUCAUUAAAAACGAAAGCUAACUAAGAUCUGCUCACUUUCCUUUGGUGUCUUUCGCAUAAGAAAAUCAUGAGAGUUGAUUUCAAAAUUUUGGUUCUCGCGUUUAUCGCAAUCUACUUGAUCGUCGACACUGACGCAUGGUUUGGAAGUCGCCGUAGCAGUGGAAGAAGUAGCAGUGGAAGAAGCAGCAGUGGAAGAAGCAGCAGUCGUUCAUCUUCUAUCAGAAGGAGCAGAGGCUGGUCCAGCAGAACACAUUCGAGAAGCAGUAGCAGAUCCUCCCCAAGACGCAGUUUCUGGGGUGGUGGACGUCGUUUAAGCUCUACUCGCUCCUCAUCAAGCAGAAGGAGCGGAGGCUGGCCCAGCAGAACACAUUCGAGAAGCAGUAGCAGAUCAUCGUCAAGACGCAGAUUUUGGGGUGGUGUACGUCGUUUAGGCUCUAUUCGCUCCCCAUCAAGUAAUAAAAAGAGCAUUCCUCAUGACAUUAAGACGAAAAGCGGCCUUACAAAGCUUUUCAACAAGAAGGUAGUGAGCGUUCAACCAGUAGAGCAGCCAUUAGGAGCUCUUAACAACGGGAAAAUCGGUAAGGGUUUUGUCAAACUUGCAAAUAAAAUGGGAAUAAAAACAUCCAUUUCGGGACAAAAAAGUCGCGCAACUCAUUCCGGCGUUGUUGUUACGACAAGCGAUAAAAAGAAGUAUUUGGUGCACAAAGGAAAAAAGUUUGGAAAAUCAAGCCAAACAGUCGUAGUUGAUGCAAAACAUAUGAGCAAAUCUUGGGAAAAUGUGGGCAAGAGCGUAAGCGGGAACGGGAACAACGUGGGCUCAUUCGUUAAGGCUGGAGGGGCAGACUACAAUUUAUGGGGUAAGAACUGUCACGACGCAACUAAAGACAUGACAAAGCUUGGGAAACGGAAGAAGCGUUCAAUGUGUAUCAGCGGUUAAAAAUACAAGUGGCAGAAGAAAUCGAAAAACUAACAUGCAAACGAAAAUUCGGAAAAUAGCAGUUUUGUAAUUAGAAAUAAACCAAGCUAGAGAAGAUAGAAUGCAUUAUUCUAUAUAAAUUAACAUAAUUCUGUUAAUUAUGUAAUAUCACUUCUUAUACGAAUUUUAACAUUGUAAUAAUAAUAUUAAUAAUACUUAUUUCAAUAGCGCUUAUUCCAGAAUGGUCCACGAGCGCCUUACAAAUUUAGAUUCGAUAAAAUUGAGUUAACAAUUUCUAGUUUACAAAUUAUGAU